CCUUUGAUGACGUCCUUCCUGUUUCAUCGUAACAACACGUGUGCGGUGUACAGUGUCGAGCGGCAGGGAAUAACAGCAACUAAACCCCAGCUUUCACACACCGUUGUGUUUUCUUUUCAUUUUCUUUUCGGUGUAGGCUUUGCCGACUAAACCGUCAACAUGGUGAAGCCCGGAUUCAAGGGGAAAAGCUCCAUAAACACCUCGACGUCCAGCAGCAACCCUGAUCGAGUCAAAGGGGCUGGAGGCAACAACAUGAGGGACCGAGCCACCAUCAAACGUCUGAAUAUGUACAGGCAGAAGAAACGAUGUAAUGACCGUGGACAAGUCAUCCGACCUCUAUCGUACCAGUCCACAGUGGCUCCAGGGACUGUGGCCAGAGUGGAACCGAACAUCAAAUGGUUUACAAAUACCCGUGUGAUCAAGCAGUCAUCCCUCCAGAAGUUUCAAGAAGAGAUGGGGAAAAUUAAGAAGGAUCCAUAUCGGGUGGUGAUGAGACAGAGCAGACUCCCCAUGUCUCUCCUGCAUGAUCGAGUCAAAGCCCAUAACUCCAAGGUGCACAUUCUAGACACGGAGAAUUUUGAGACCACAUUUGGGCCCAAGGCUCAGAGGAAGAGGCCCAGUCUGAUGGUGGGGGACAUGAAGGAUCUCGUGGAGAAGGCUGAGUCCUCUGGCCUGACCUACAGUGAGGACAAGGACAAAGACCUGGUGGUCGAGGACACAGGGGUCCGGGCGGAGGUACGUGACGAAAUCUUCAAAAAGGGUCAGUCCAAGAGGAUCUGGGGAGAACUUUAUAAGGUAAUCGACUCUUCUGAUGUCGUCAUCCAAGUGCUGGAUGCCAGAGACCCCAUGGGAACACGCUCUAAAAGCAUAGAGAAUUACAUGAAGAAAGAGAAAUCCUGGAAACAUCUGAUCUUCGUUCUAAACAAGUGUGACCUCAUCCCCACCUGGGUCACGAAACGGUGGGUGGCCCUGUUAUCCCAAGAGUACCCCACUCUGGCUUUCCAUGCCAGCCUCACCAACUCGUUUGGUAAAGGCUCCCUCAUCCAGCUGCUCCGGCAGUUUGGCAAGCUCCACACUGACAAGAAACAGAUUAGUGUGGGUUUCAUUGGCUACCCUAAUGUGGGAAAGAGCUCGGUCAUCAACACCCUGCGGUCUAAGAAAGUCUGCAAUGUGGCCCCCCUCGCUGGAGAGACCAAGGUGUGGCAGUACAUCACUCUGAUGAGACGCAUCUUCCUCAUUGACUGUCCUGGUGUCGUCUAUCCGUCAGAAGACAGCGAGUCUGAUAUCGUCCUGAAAGGAGUUGUUCAAGUGGAGAAGAUCAAAGUCCCGGAGGAGCACAUCGGGGCAGUGUUGGAGCGGGCUAAGCCAGAAUACAUUCAGAAGACGUACCGCAUCCCCACCUGGAACUCUGCUGAAGACUUCCUGGAGAAGCUGGCCUUCCGCACCGGGAAACUUAUGAAGGGCGGUGAGCCGGACAUCUCCACAGUCGCCAAAAUGGUGUUGAACGAUUGGCAGAGAGGACGUAUCCCCUUCUUUGUAAAACCCCCCGGUGUUGAUGGGGAACACGAGGGCAAGGCGCCAGUGCCAGUUGAAGGCCCCUCAGAGGCAGUAGAGGUUGUGAUGGAGGAACAGACAGACGAUCCUGCUGCCGUCCCGGAGGAACAGGACGAAAAGCUGCAGAGACAGAAGGAGCGGGUCCAGAAGAUUAUCUCUAGUGUGAAACAGAACUUCGGGAAGAUCAACGUGGCCCCAGAGUUCAAUGAAGAAGACUUGGUUCCUGUGGAGAUGCCUGACCUGGGACUGUCUGACCUCUCAGGCUCUGACGGGGAAGGAGAGGGAGACAGUGAAGAGGAGGAGGAGGAGGAGGAUGAAGAAGAAGAGGAGGAAGGGAAAGAGAAAGAAGAAGGGAAAGAAGAAGGGAAAGACGGGACCAGUGUGGAACCAGCCGAUGGAGAGACUGAGGCCCCAGAGCCCACGACCGCUCUGACCGGCAAGACAGACGCAAAGAAGAAGCCACGCGCGACGAUCCGUCAGCUGGAUGAAAAGAUCAACAAGUACAAGCAUUUCCUGGACCGGGCCCAAAACAAGUGCUUCUCAUCAAUCCGGAUACCCAAGGCACUUGCUGAAAAAGCAUUCGCAGACAUCAAGGAAAAACAAGCUGCAGCACAGCUUAAAGCUGUAAUCCAGAGAAGCAAGAAGAGGAGAUCUGAGGAGGAAGAGAAGUCUAACCAAGUCCAAAAGCUGACGUCUAAACAGAGAAGAGCGAUUGACCGUGCUCAGAAGGGGAAGAAAAUUGGCGUGCGCUAUUACGAAACAGCCAAUGUGAAAAACAAGAACAAGGACAGAAAGGCCCCAGCGUCUGCCACAGAAGGCCAGAAGUCCAAAAGAAGAAAGCACUAGACUGGCAUCGUGAAACACAUUUGUAAUAAAUCUUUAUUUAAACUUGCCAAAAGCCAAGUUUUUUUUUGAAAGUGUGGAGUUAACAGAAGGUGGAAUGCUAACUUAGCAUUAAAUGGUCUGUAUCAAGUGGUCACUUGCUGCCUUGUCUUGAUGACUGUUUUUAUCUUGCCUUUUGAAACUCCUUCUCCCCUUCAGCCCAGAACUGUUUUUGAAUGACAUUUCAUUCAUCAUUUACAGGACAGGUGUAAUGCUCUCUUGAUCUUAAAGAAAACUGUACGUGUCAUGUCAUGCUGUAAUAAAAAAACGUGCUAAUGA
Messenger RNA from Trematomus bernacchii (emerald rockcod), 2715 nucleotides. RefSeq names its product guanine nucleotide binding protein-like 2 (nucleolar) (gene gnl2). The transcript has 16 exons. Gene Ontology annotation, molecular function: GTP binding. Gene Ontology annotation, cellular component: nucleolus. The coding region runs from base 160 to 2400 and encodes 746 amino acids. The record is from RefSeq and is a predicted model, not a curated record. Lineage: Eukaryota; Metazoa; Chordata; Actinopteri; Perciformes; Nototheniidae.